Molecule: messenger RNA, 6096 nt
Organism: Patella vulgata (common limpet)
Lineage: Eukaryota; Metazoa; Mollusca; Gastropoda; Patellidae
Product: NACHT and WD repeat domain-containing protein 2
Exons: 8
Coding region: 157-5235 (1692 amino acids)
Molecular function (GO): protein binding
Source: RefSeq, a predicted model, not a curated record
GUCUUUAUGACAAACCAACUCUUGUUAAUGCGUGAAGCUUACCCUGGGCAAACUAUUCAAACAAUCUACAAAUAGUUUUGAAUUUCAACAUCAAAUAUUACUUUUGUGAGUGCCAAAGGGAGUUAUGUCGUAAAUAAAAUUAAUAGUUUAUACAAAAUGAGAGAACAUGGAGAAGUGUGCGAUGUUUUAGAGGCUGAAGUAUCGGACAGCGUUUCUGUGGAAGCCGAGGAUGAAGCGAAGGAAAGACUGGAGAAAGUUCUAUUCGGCCAUUUAGACAACCUUCCGCCAUUAAGUUCCAGAAUUGUCAGGAUUUUUACAAGUUCCACUUUUACAGAUACAACUUUAGAAAGAAAUUGUUUAAUGGAGAAAGUAUAUCCACAGUUGAAGGAAUUCUGUCGGGAACGCCAUGGAUUAGAAUUUCAGGUGGUUGAUAUGAGAUGGGGAGUAAGAGAUGAAGCUACAGAUGACCAUAUGACUACUCAUCUAUGUAUGCAGGAAAUAGAUAAUUGUCAGAGACUGUCUGUUGGACCAAAUUUCGUGGUUUUUCUUGGACAGAAAUAUGGAUAUCGACCAAUACCUACCCAUAUACUGGCAUCAGAGUUUGAAAUGUUACGUGAAUGUGCCCGUAAUGUUCAGAGUGAGUUGAAUUUAUUAGACGAAUGGUACCGACGUGACAACAAUUCCGUACCGCCAGUAUACGUAAUUCAACCAAUCAGUUCUAUCCUUACAAACUUCAAUAACAAGCGAUCCCAAAGACUACAAGAAAUUGAUCAAGCUCAGUGGUGGGAAACUUUCAGUAAACUUCAGAGGAUAAUCCGCAAAUCAGCCCAAGUUCUUUUUAUAACAAAGAAAAUCGACAGAGAACAAAUGCAUAACUACUUUAUGUCGGUGACAGAAAGAGAGAUUGUCAGAGGUUGUCUGAAAGCUCCUGAUCCAGAAGAUCAUUGUCUAGCUUACAUCCGAGAUAUUUCGAAUAUCAACGUCACUCUUCUCCGACUUGCUGGCAAAUUUGUUGAUUUUGCAGCCAGGAAUUUAGAUGGCGAGGCGCAGAAGUUUCUGAAAUCUUUGCGGGAUGAUAAAAUUCCAAAACGGCUGCCGCCUAGUAACGUGGCCAGAUUUACUGUUGAAUGGAGCGGGAAAGAUGGAAUCGAUCCAGAAUCCCAUGGAGAAUAUUUUAACCAGUUCUGUGAACAUUUCUAUAAUAAUGUGGUAAGACUUAUUGACAAUGCCAUGGCGAAGCAUGAGAAGUUAGCCAGCGACCCAGUAUAUUCAGAACCGCUCCAGCACCUGCAUUCAUGCCAGCAAUUCUGUAAGGUUUUCCAGGGCCGCGAGGAGGUGGUAGAGAAAAUCAAGGAUUAUAUUUUGGGGAAGAAUGCGUCUCACCAGCCUUUCGUAUUGUAUGGUGAAAGUGGUUGUGGGAAAACGUCAUUGAUGGCCAAAGGUGCUAGUCAGGUUCGCACAUGGUUCAAGACGACAAGGAACAUAGAACCGGUGGUCAUUUUGAGGUUUUUAGGAACCACACCGAGAAGUUCAAGCAUAAUUCCUUUGCUGACUAGUCUGUGCAAACAACUUUCGACUGUUUACCUGCAAGACCUGGAUGAAAUACCAAGCGACCUUGCUCCAUUAACACAACAUUUUAAAAAAUUGCUAUCUUUUGUGACAGAGGACAAACCUCUUGUUAUAUUUUUAGAUUCACUUGAUCAGUUAUCCGGAUCCGAGGGUGCACACCAGUUGACUUGGAUACCAACUACUCUACCAGAACAUGCUCGUUUGAUCCUGUCCACGCUACCCAACUACUUCGACCUGCUGCAAACUCUUAAAGUCCUGAUUGAAGACACCGCUAAUUAUGUUGAGGUGUUACCCCUGGGUGAAAAUCUAAGCAGUACCAUCUUGAAACUUUGGCUUAAUGACGCAAAACGAAAUGUGUCCGAAGAGCAAUGGACGGUUGUAAAUGAUGCUAUCUCACGGUGUAACCUACCAUUGUUUGUUAAAUUGGUGUUUGACGAGAUUUGUAAAUGGAAAUCGUAUACCAUGCCAAACAUGACCAAACUUUCUUUCACCAUCAAUGACAGCAUCAUGGAACUUUUUAAAAGAAUAGAAUCCAGACAUGGUAAGACACUGGUAUCUCAUGCUCUCGGUUUCAUAACGGCAACAAAGAGCGGCGUUUCUGAGGCUGAGCUCGAAGAUCUUCUCUCGUUAGACGACAAAGUGCUAAAUGACGUUUAUCAGUAUCACCUUCCUCCUGUCCGACGUAUUCCCCCGCUGUUGUGGACCAGGAUCAGGAAUGAUUUGCCAGGAUACUUGAGUGAAAAGGAAGCAGAUGGUGUCAAUGUUAUAGGAUGGUACCAUAGACAGUUCAUUGACGCAGCAAGAGAACGCUACUUUAAAAACUUGAAUUUCGUUAGAGACAUGCAUUCUAAUCUUGCUGAUUAUUUCCUUGGGACCUGGGGAGGGGGUGUACCGAAACCUUUUGAAUAUACAGAGCUACAUAGACAAAGGUUUGGUCUGUCGGAGAAGAAAGGUGAAGGAGACAGGAAAGUACCAGCACAACCAUUGAAAUUUGUUGAUAAAGACGGCCGGGUAUUUCGACACAAUCUUAGAAAACUUAGCGAACUUCCGUAUCAUCUCCUUCGAUCUCAUCGACACGAUGAACUGUACGACCAAGUUCUUUUCAACUACAAAUGGCUUCAUGCCAAGUUGAGCUCCAUGCCUCUCCAAAGCGUAUUGGCAGAUUUUGAAGAUCUUCUGCAGAGCAAAUAUGAUAAUGAUGUCAAAUUAAUCGCCGACACGAUCCGUCUGUCUAGUUCCAUUUUAAGUCAUCAUCCUGACAUGCUUGGACCACAGAUCAUUGGUCGCCUACUACCGUUUUACGGCCAUAACCCUAAAAUCCAAGCUUUGAUAGAACAGUGUGAUACUCACGGUUUAGCAGAUUGUGCUCUGGUUCCAGCUUAUCACUGUCUUCACACUCCAAGCGGUCCUUUACAAUAUUCUCUCGAAGGUCAUCCAUUCGCCCCAUUUGGAAUUGGAACUACCUCGGACGGAAAAUAUCUCGUGUCCGUGUCAAACAAGAUCAUUAUAUGGGAUUUCCACACAGGAGAAAUUAUCCGGAAUAUCACCCCAGGAAUUGGAGGCAUCAUGCAGAAUCUACACAUAUCCCCAAACGAUAAAUACUCUGUUAGUAAUACGAAUAAUAACCAAGUUGUGAUCUGUGCCAUAAAAACGGGUGAUUUUAAAGUUAUUACUGCCAAUUAUCUAGACAAACAGGAGACUAUACUUGGGAGUUAUCUGUCCAAUACACAUAUAGCUAUGUGCACUGAUAGGGCGUGGUACUUGUAUACAAUUGACGGAACAUUUAUUUCUAGACAGGAAUCAGAGUUAAAUAUGCCGGUCAUCUUUGUAAAUUUGAGCACAGGCGACUCCAAUUUUGUGGUAGUUAACAGUGGUAAAGACGAUAAUAAUGAAAUGGCCCUUGAGAGCGACGAUGGGUCUUUUGCGGCAUUCGAGUUCCAUAGUGCUAUUGCCGUGUCUAAAGAUCGUGCGACUCUUUAUGCUUGUAUUGAAAUAAGUGACAACGCAGUCGUUUUAUAUCGGAGGGAGGAGAAGGCUUGGAAAUACUCCAAAACUAUAUCCGAAAAUACUGAUAAUAUAUUUGCUAUGGCUUUAUCGUUGGAUGAAAGAUAUCUAAUCGCCACAGUGGCAAUGGGAUUUAAGCUGUGGGAUCUAAGGUCCUCAACGAGAAGGGACCUAAAACUUCCACCCGGCGCCCGAAAUAUUCCCACAAGGAAUCAAUUGACGAGUCCUGUCGUUUUUACGAAAGCGAACGAGUUCGUUGUUUCUACUGUCCGAAAAAACAUUUAUGUAUGGGAUGUAAAACAGGGUAAUUUGGUGAAAAUUCUAGAUGCUCAUUUUGGACGAAUCAUUGCAAUUUCCGCCGUUUCGGCAAGUUGUAACAUUAUUAUCUCAGCAUCUAUUGACAAAACCAUCAAAGUUUGGAACUUUGAUAAAAUCUUGGAAGACGUCCAUCCAAUAGAUAGGCUUGAAAAGCCAAUCGAAACCCUCGACAUGGCGUCUAACACGGACCUGUGUGUAAGCACUACUAGAAAUAUGGUGGCUGUAUGGAAUCUGUUAACCGGUCGUCUAGAAAAGACAUUUACCAGUAAUGCUAGAGGAUCGGUUAUAACAAAUGCCGUGAUUACAAAAGAUGGAAAAUACGUCAUAUCAAUAGAAUCUGGCAAUGCUGUAUUGUGGGAAUUAUCUCAAGAUACAGCACUGACUUCACUUCCUAUCGGCGACGUGCAACACAUAUUACUCUAUGACGGUGACAGUCGCGUGUUAGCGCUAUCCAAAUCGCCAACAGGGAAAGGAUUGUGUGUUUGUUUUAGUAUUCCGGAUACAGAAUUUAUUUUCAAAUUCGAAUACAACGUGAAAAAUUUUCGCGCGCCAAUAUUAACUAAAGACGAGUUGAAUCUAGCAGUUCCCGCCAUGGAUAAAAGUGGUGACGUAAUUGGUGUAUAUCACGCGAAGGUGGGAACAUUAAUGUACAAUUUGCAACUAAAAUAUAACAAUUAUAAAGAUUACACCCAUCUUGUGUCACUACCCCACGACUCACAAUUUAUAGCCGUCAUAGACUCAGAGAAGGCCAACAUAUUAGACUUAAAGAAAAAGACACUAGUGCGAUCAGUUUAUAAAUGGAACGGUGUGGCGACAUCUAACGGGAAAACAGGCUUUGAUGCUCCUAGUCGAGGAGGGUUGCAACUCAUUGACACCAAGUCGGGAAAAAAUGUAAGAACUCUCAUACCCAGAGUAGCAGAGGGGGUGUUCUCAAUCGACGUAAUGUUUACAAAAAAUGACAAACAUAUCUUAUAUUAUCAUUCCGGUCAUAAGACAAUUCGUGUGUUUAGAAUUUCAGACGGUAAAAAGAUUGCUACAUUCAAACCUCAAGCGGAAGUCAAGGUGAUGGUGGGUAAUGAUGACGGUACUAAAAUUGCCAUAGGAACGGUUGACGGCAGCGUCACCUACCUGGCACUUGCUGAUCCCGAUGACGAAGGAAGUGGCGAACUAAUAAAAUCACUGCCCAGUCGACAAGUUCACGCGAAGAGUAACACUUCUUUAAAGUUUAACGCUAACGGUGAAGUAAUAAAUAGCAAAAUUGCCAUGGGAACGGCGCUACAGGUCGCACGAUUCGUGGCCAAGGCUCGCGGUGCACAGAAAUCACAGGCUUGUGUUAUAUCGUAACUUAAAAGAAACACGUGGUUAAUUCCCUUGAAACCUAACUAUAAAACCAAAUGGAUGAUAAAACGUAGGCCUAUGCAUCAUUCAGUUUGAAGCAUAUGUUUAAAAAAUCAUAAAAAUUCAACGUUACUCAAAUUAAUCUUCGGUGAUACACUUGUUCAUUUCAAUUUCUGCUCAAUAAUCUACUGGUAAGGGGGAAUAACUCCAUUUAUGAAACUUGAAAACAACAUGGGUAUAGACCACAAUUAAUUCUUCAUUCCUGUCAAUUUUGAAUACCCAGAGACGGAUCAACUAGGGGUUCCUGAGGUCCCAGAAGUCACAUGGCUAAAAGGGUGGUACAGAAAAUAAAAAUAACACAAACAAAGAUAUUUUAAAAUAAGCCUCAAAACUUACUGAUACCUUGUGAGUUGUUUACACGGUUGGUAAUAGCGUAUUUUACUAAUAAAUAUAAAACAAAUAUGGCUCAAAAACAAUUCACCACGAUCUUAUUUCUUCUUUGAUUGGGGGUCCCCAUUAAGAUUCCGUGCCUACAUGUCCCCAAGGGUCUUAAUCUACAAGUUCCAGCAGACGUAUCAGAUUUGUAAAAUGUCGUUGGAAAGUACAGUAAGGUUUCAUUUUGAUUAUGGGUAGAUGCUGUUCUUUCGAGAAUUUCCCAAAAUGUCAUACAUGUUUACGCUCUUAUACAUUUGCCUGGAAAUCAUGAAUAAUAAGCAAAAUUCAACCCAUUUUUAACAUUAAUUAGCUAGUUUGCUGGCAUACAGACCCCAAAACUAGAAUUUUGCUUUAAACUAAAACAGUUUGGAUAUGAUGACCAAAUCUUAUAGUGCUACGGUAGAUGUAUUUUCUGUCUAUUAAAUAUUAUUA